GCUUGCUGUUUCUCGUCGUCCGUUGCACCGAGCUCGCGAGCUCUUCUCUAGCCCGGGCUACCGCUCCUUCCCCUUUACUUUCUUUCCUAGUGUUUUCCGUUGCACAAAAAUUGGGUGGCUUUAAGGACAUCGUCCCGGAGGUGUGAUAAAUGUUGGCCCGUUCGUUUGGAUGACGCGUCAGUUUUUGGCCGUGCCCGCGAGUUCGUUUAGUGGCAAGUGUUGUGGUGAGAAAAUUUAGUGCACGAGUAGUAACCCGCCUCGAACUAGGUGCCAGGGGAUAGAGUAGUGACGUGGGUUGCUGUGUGAACGUUCAUCAAACUCCACUUUCCUCGUGGCUCCUACGACAAAGAAGGCUUAUCGAGCAAACAUUUUCCGAGCAUUUCGCACGACGAACAGCCACAACACUCUUAACAAAGAACAACCCGCCGUCGUCUACGUUGCUGCGUGUCCUCACUCCUAAUUCCGAAAGGCCUUUUUUUCCUCUUCAGCAAAAUUCAAAAUGCAACGGUGGUGGUUCCUAGAGGAAAAUGGUGACGCAAAGGGGUCCUCCGAUAAGCAGGAAUCGUCCAUAAAGAAGUCGAAACCACCGAAACCGGUGGGUGAUCGGCGGCACACGUUUCGCGUGCUCGUGACAUACGAUCUGCUGAAGGAUGAAACGGUGGCGAUCACGGGUAGCUGCGAAGGCCUUGGUAACUGGGAUCCAGAACAAUGCGUUCAACUGCAUCGCGAGCCAGAUGAGGCUAGCAAGCUGUGGACAUUGGAAACGGAUCUACCGCGCGAUGUGGCCAUAACCUAUCGCUAUUUGAUCUGUUCGAUUGAUCCCACGACGGAGAAUGUGCACGUCCGCCGUUUCGAGACACACAUCGUGCCGCGCCAGGUGCCGGUAUUUUCGGGUGACGAAGGUGAAGACGAAAAUGGCCAGUCCGGUAGCAAGAAAGUUCAGUCCAAAAUCGAUACCCUCGGUGAUAUCAACGGGAAUGUUAAACUGGACAAGGGUUGGCUCACCACGGAAACGAUUGUUCAGUUCAAGUUCUUUGAUAAUCCGUUUUCGGUUAAGGAGCGUAUCAAAAACCGGCUAUUGUACGUCAAGAUAACGACGAUGAACUUGCGCAUCAACGCGGAAACCCAAAAUGUGUCCUCAAUGCUGGAGGAAUCGUUGUCGAGUGAUACGCGUGAAAAUGGAACUGAAGCGGCCACAACGUACUCGUUCGUCGAGGUGACGUCGCUGCGUAGUGCAAACGCAGCGUACGAGCAGCAGUCGCAGUUUGGUUGUCCAUACCAGAAGGAUGAUUUUCUCAUCUUUAACGUCACGGUAGCGGAACCGGAGAAUGUGGCUUACCUGGUUGAUCUCUACUCAUACAGCUCCAAGGCGAAGGAAGACGAACCGCCUCAUCAUUUGGGCUACCAUUAUAUUCUGCCCAACUUCCUGAAGAAAUCAGAAGGCAUCCUAGAGCUACCGGUAACCUGUGCCAGUAAGCAUCGUCCGCUGGGGAUGAUGCGGAUCGAGUACCUGAAAGUGACACCCCUGUUGCCACCGCUUUGUACGCUGGAGCGCUCGUACAUUCGCUACUGGAACAAGCGCUGGUCGGGCCUUGAUGUGGGACACCGAGGUUCCGGAACGAGUUUCAAGGCUAGCGAUGGCAAUGUGAUCCGUGAGAAUACGAUCGCCUCGUUGAAGAAGGCAGUGCUGCACGGUGCCGAUAUGGUAGAAUUCGAUGUACAACUUAGCAAGGAUCUGGUACCGGUGAUCUACCAUGAUUUCGAUAUCUAUGUCUCGCUGAAACGCAAAACGACGCUAGAAACGAACGAUAUGUUGGAGCUUCCGAUGCGUGAACUGACUCUCGAGCAGCUGCGCAACUUGAAGGUCUACCACGUGGUUGAGGGUAGAAACCGGGAGGCAAAGUUCUUCGACGAGGACCUGGAGGAACACCAACCGUUCCCGCAGCUGGCCGAUGCACUCGAGCAGAUCGAUCCGCACUGUGGCUUCAACAUCGAGAUCAAGUGGUCCCAGAAGCUCAAGGAUGGCCGGAUGGAGUCAGAAAUGACGUUCGAUUCGAACCAGUACGUCGACUGCAUACUGCGUGUCGUGCUCCAGAAGGCCGGUACACGGCGGAUCGUGUUCUCUUGUUUCGAUGCCGACAUCUGCACGCUGCUGCGGCUUAAGCAAAACCUCUAUCCCGUCAUGUUCCUCACGCUCGGCGUAACCAGCCGCUAUCCCAGUUAUCAUGAUCCUCGCUGCAACUCGAUCGAGAUGGCAGUUCGCAAUGCAUACGCAACGGAGCUGCUGGGUAUUGUGGCACACACCGAGGAUCUGUUGCGCGAUCAAACUCAGGUGAAUCUGGCCACCGAAAAAGGUUUAAUCAUUUUCUGCUGGGGUGAUGACAAUAACUGUAAGGACACGAUCAAGCAUUUAAAAAGCCUCGGUAUCCAUGCCAUCAUCUAUGACAAGAUGGACAUCUAUUCCGAUAAGGCCGUCAAGGAAAGUGUAUUUUUAGUUGGAGCUCGCGAGUCCCAAGCCGCACUUCUACAGCAGAUUGACAUCGAGAAUCGCUACGAGAACAGCCAGCAUGACCUCUUGAACGACAAGGAACUGAUGCUAGCACCUGGUAAACCGGGCAACACUACUUCCGGUGCUUCCAACGUGUCGAUCGUGCCGACCAUUUGAUCAAUGCAGAAAUGAUGAAUCGGAAGAUGCUUAGCCCGGUAGAAUUAUGUUUGUUGAUUGUAGCACUUGUGGGUUAAAUUUCUUUUUUUUUUUUAAUUUAAAUCUAAAUUGUUUUGCCAAGUGGAUGGCGAUGGUGUUAUUUGUGUGAAUGAGAUGAUAGUUGCGAGAGUGAAUGUUAAUAUGAACGAAGCGCGCUGCAGAAUACAUGCAAUGUUGUUACGAAUUUAUUUACAGUCAGGAGGGUACGAUGUCGUCCCUUUUGUGUAGCAGUUAAGGAGUUCUGUCGUAGAAAAUUUGAUAUUUUGCUCAUGUUGCAGAUUCCAAAGCCACAUAAAUAAUAUAUGAAGCGUUUUAUAUAGGCAAGCGAGCUUGCGCUAACACCUAGAUUAGUUUUCAGUGGAGAUUGGAUGAUUGAAUAUAGUGCAGUUCCUCAUAAGCGAAAGCCUACGGAUCCACUUUAACAAUAGGCCUAACACGCGUAUAGAGGCAGAAGAGAUUUAACAACGGAUGGCUUUAAUGCUACAAUUCAAAGGUUUCAUUCGUUUCAUUUUUUCGUAAACUCCUUUUCCAGUAACACGCAUAAAAGCCCUGAAAGAGGCUCCAGUUAAACUCAUUCUAAGUGGGGUGUAUUACUUUUGUGUUGAUGAGAUAUAUUUUUGAAUAAAUCAAAUGCAAACCAACGUACUCCACUUUAUAUCAUUUUGAAGAAUUAUCACGUGCGUAAGUAUUUGAUCCUUAAAUCCUUGAGGACGGGUAUGAACGAU
This is a messenger RNA of Anopheles darlingi, 3429 nucleotides long. RefSeq names its product glycerophosphocholine phosphodiesterase GPCPD1. The record is from RefSeq and is a predicted model, not a curated record. Lineage: Eukaryota; Metazoa; Arthropoda; Insecta; Diptera; Culicidae. The transcript is spliced from 7 exons. Gene Ontology annotation, molecular function: starch binding; glycerophosphocholine phosphodiesterase activity. Bases 500 to 2665 code for a protein of 721 amino acids. Gene Ontology annotation, biological process: glycerophospholipid catabolic process.